AGAAUACACCUCUUUCCUCCAUUCCAUCCACCAUUAAAAAGCUUAAAAAGCUAUAUGUUCUUUCCCCUCUCUCUCAAUCAUCGGAAUCUCCGGCCAAUCAAGCUUUAAGCAAAGCACAGUUGGAGAAAUCGGAGAGAGGGAGAGACCGUGUGUGAUUGUUCUGUUCUGAUUGAAUUCGGCUUUUUAUUAUUUCAAUUUUAGGGAUUGCUCUGAUUGAAUUGGGUUUUUUAAUUUAUUUAUCUUGGAGUACCGAUUAGGGCACGUUAUUGUGUUGAAGAAUAAACGUUAAUUCAUAUUUUGAGAUGGAUUCGGAAGAUGAUAUGCACGACGCGAACGAUGCCGAGUCUCUUGAUGAUGACUUCUACAGUGGGGAGACUGCGAUGGACUCCGAUGAUGGCGAUGCAGCCGACUACGAGUUCAUCGACAAUGAUUCCGAUGAUUCUGAUGAUCUCCUUUCUCGUCGUAGCCAGCAAAACUACACCAUUUUAAAUGAAGCUGAUAUUCAUCUACGUCAAGAGGAUGAUAUCAUGAAGAUAUCUUCAAUACUUUCCAUUUCUCAUGUUGCAGCUGCCAUAUUACUCCGCCAUUAUAACUGGAGUGUCAGCAAAGUGAAUGAUGAAUGGUUUGCUGAUGAAGAAAAGGUUCGCAGAGUUGUUGGAUUGCUAGAGGAACCACGUGCACUUCCCAAUGUCAAAGAGUUGACAUGUGGGAUUUGCUUUGAAGUUUAUCCUUGUGAUAGUAUGAGUUCUGCUGCUUGUGGUCAUCCUUUUUGUGUAACUUGUUGGAAAGGAUAUAUAAGCACUUCCAUCAAUGAUGGACCUGGAUGCUUGACUCUGAGGUGUCCUGAUCCAUCUUGUGGUGCAGCUGUUGGUCAAGACAUGAUUGUUUCCAUGGUCUCACAUGAUGAUGCAGAGAAAUAUCAACGUUACUUUCUUAGAUCCUUUGUGGAAGACAAUAGAAAGACAAAAUGGUGUCCUGCCCCUGGUUGUGACUAUGCUGUGGACUUCAUUGUUGGUGGUGGAACAUUUGAUGUUACCUGUGGUUGCUCAUAUAGCUUUUGCUGGAAUUGUACUGAGGAGGCUCACAGACCGGUUGAUUGUGACACUGUGUCAAAGUGGAUAAUGAAGAACAGUGCAGAAUCUGAAAACAUGAAUUGGAUAUUAGCUAAUUCAAAACCAUGUCCCAAAUGCAAGCGACCAAUUGAAAAGAACCAAGGAUGUAUGCAUAUUACAUGUACUCCACCUUGCAAAUUUGAAUUCUGCUGGCUUUGUCUUGGUGCAUGGUCUGAUCAUGGUGAAAGAACAGGUGGUUUUUAUGCAUGCAACCGUUAUGAGGCAGCAAAACAAGAGGGAGUGUAUGAUGACACAGAGAAACGAAGAGAGAUGGCUAAAAACUCUUUAGAAAGAUACACUCAUUAUUAUGAAAGAUGGGCUACAAACCAAUCCUCUAGACAAAAGGCCCUGGCAGAUCUUCAGCAAAUGCAAAGCACACACCUUGAGAAGCUGAGUGACAAGCAGUGCCAACCUGAAUCACAGCUAAAGUUCAUCACAGAGGCCUGGCUACAGAUAGUUGAAUGUAGACGAGUGCUGAAGUGGACAUAUGCUUAUGGAUAUUAUUUGCCUGAACGUGAACAUGCCAAAAGGCAGUUCUUUGAAUACUUGCAAGGUGAGGCAGAAUCUGGAUUGGAACGACUUCAUCAAUGUGCUGAAAAGGAACUACAAACUCACCUCAAUGUUGAAAGCCCUUCAAAAGACUUCAAUGAGUUCCGUAUGAAACUAGCAGGGCUAACCAGUGUGACAAGGAAUUAUUUUGAGAAUCUAGUGAGGGCUUUGGAGAACGGGCUGUCUGACGUGGAUGGGCACGGUGGAAGCAGCCGGACAGGUGGCACAAGGACAUUGGGAGCUGGAAGCAGCAAGAGCAGAAGCAGUAGAAGCAAAGGAGCUGCCAGGUCAUCAAGCGGUUCAAGAGCCACAGAUGAUUCCGGACAACACUGGUCAUGUGAGUAUUGUACUUUUGCUAAUGCCAAGUCAGCAACCGUCUGCCAGAUGUGUCAGCAACGUCGAUAAAUUUGCCACCUGGCAAUAAAAAUGGAAGGGAACAAAAAAAGAGGAAAAAAAAAUAGAAACGAAGAAGAAAGAAUUUAAAUUUGAUGUUUUUCUUUUUUGUUAUUUGAUGUUGUAUGUAUAUAGUUUCCACGGUAUCUGCUUGUUCAAAAAGUGUUCUGG
Molecule: messenger RNA, 2225 nt
Organism: Lactuca virosa
Lineage: Eukaryota; Viridiplantae; Streptophyta; Magnoliopsida; Asterales; Asteraceae
Source: the annotation of a GenBank genome assembly